Castor canadensis (American beaver) is the source of this 3320-nucleotide messenger RNA. It is a transcript of the gene Clmn, whose product is annotated as calmin. NCBI's taxonomy places the organism in Eukaryota, Metazoa, Chordata, Mammalia, Rodentia, Castoridae. Gene Ontology annotation, molecular function: actin filament binding. Gene Ontology annotation, cellular component: nuclear outer membrane; cytoplasm; meiotic nuclear membrane microtubule tethering complex. The record is from RefSeq and is a predicted model, not a curated record. Gene Ontology annotation, biological process: negative regulation of cell population proliferation; nuclear migration.
CCCGCGCCCGCUCUCCGCCCGGCGCCCCGGCCCGCCGCCCGCGCGCGCUUCAUGGCUGCGCAGGAAUGGGACUGGUUCCAGCGCGAGGAGCUCAUCGGGCAGAUCAGCGACAUCCGAGUCCAGAACCUUCAAGUUGAAAGGGAAAAUGUGCAGAAGAGGACUUUUACUCGAUGGAUAAAUCUACAUCUGGAAAAGUGUGACCCACCUCUAGAAGUUACAGACCUAUUUGUUGAUAUACAAGAUGGCAAAAUCCUAAUGGCUUUGUUAGAAGUCCUGUCCGGGCAAAAUCUGCUGCACGAAUAUAAAUCCUCAUCGCAUCGUAUUUUUCGGCUGAACAACAUAGCGAAAGCACUUAAGUUUUUGGAAGAUAGCAAUGUCAAGCUGGUUAGCAUCGAUGCUGCGGAAAUCGCGGACGGCAACCCCUCCUUGGUUCUUGGGCUCAUAUGGAACAUAAUCCUCUUCUUUCAGAUUAAGGAGCUCACAGGCAACCUCAGCAGAAACUCUCCAUCUUCCAGCCUGUCACCAGGCUCGGGGGGCACAGAUUCGGACUCCUCCUAUCCACCCACACCCACCACAGAGAGGAACGCAGCAAUAUCGGUGAAAGACCAGAGGAAGGCCAUCAAGACUCUGCUGGCAUGGGUACAGAGGAAAACGAGGAAGUAUGGUGUGGCAGUGCAGGACUUCGCGGGCAGCUGGAGGAGUGGGCUGGCUUUCCUGGCAGUGAUCAAGGCCAUUGACCCCAGCCUGGUAGACAUGAAGCAAGCCCUGGAAGACUCCACCCGGGAAAAUCUAGAGAAGGCAUUCAGCAUCGCCCAUGCUGCCCUGCAAAUCCCCAGGCUCCUGGAGCCCGAAGACAUCAUGGUUGACACGCCGGAUGAGCAGUCUAUUGUGACUUAUGUGGCACAGUUUCUAGAACGUUUUCCGGAGCUGGAACCUGAAGAUUUUGUGGAGCCAGAUAAAGAAGUACCCAUUGAGUCCACCUUUGUCCGCAUCAAAGAGACACCAUCUGAACAGGAGAGCAAAAUCCUCCUCCUGACUCAGAAUGGGGAGCAUGCUUACACUGUCAACCACGAAACCAGCCACCCACCACCUGCCAAAGUCUUUGUCUGUGACCAGUCUGAGAGUGAGAAGAGCUUUUCCUUGGGCGACACAUCCAGCCGUGCACUCUCAGACAGCCCCACCGACUUCAUGCACCAGAUCACUGACCAGGCCCUCCACGGAGUCCCAGGGAAGACUGACACCACCAGUGAGCAGGCUCCGGACUCUCCCAUCUUAUCCACCAGAAAGGAUGGCCGGAGGUCCAGCUCUUUACCAAUCAAGAAAAGCGUCCACUUUGAGGCAGACAUCUACAAGGACGCCUCCUGCAGUAAGGUCCCUUUCUACAGUCCAGAUCUUCACUUUGAAGAGAGUGCAAGAGCACCCAAGGAGCUUUUGAAGAAGGAUGGGCAUGUCCCAUUGGUUGAGUCUGCUGAGGACAAGAAGCCAGAACAGGAAGUUGGGCUGAACCCGGAAGCACCCACAGACAAGGUCCCCAGGGAGGUUGCUGGGGCAGAUGGUAUGAACCAUCACGCUCAGCCUCCCCAGGGCUCCUCCUUCUUUAAUGGCACCUUAGAGAGUCGAGCCAGCCACAGUGAAGAAAGUCCUUCUCCUGCACCCCAUACUGUCAUGGCCAACUCCUUGGAGAUCAAGGUGAAACUGCUGAUGGCAGAAGCGAUGGAUGGAGAUGACUAUUUUGAAGGCAUUCCAUUACGAGCCUCAAAAUUUACCAGCGACCUAACAGAUUUUGCUUCUACCAGCCAGGCUUUCAGUGAGCUUCCUUCACUCCAGGAGAAGACACCUGGUGAGGAGGAAGGUUUGGAGAAGUCCUCUGAAAAGCUAGGGAAAAGGAAAGCUAAGUCUGCCCACAUGAAGACCGAGUCACCUGAGACCCAACAGGCAUCUGGCAAACACAAACCUACCAAGGGCUCUGGACCAGAAGCUCAGUGCCAUCUUGUGGCCCCAGAAGAUUCCCUGGCAGAUAAAAAGCCAGAGGUGUACGAGAAGGCCAAGAGAAAGUCCACGCAGUGUGGCAGUGAGGAGGAGGAGGAGGAGGGAGGAGAAGCUGAAGGUCUCCCAGGACUUGACAGAGAACUUUCUUCCAAUCCCCUAAGCACCAACGUCAGCCUGGAGACCCUCAGGAGUCACAGCGAAGAAGGCCUGGACUUCAAGCCUUCUCCCCCGCUCUCAAAGGUCUCCGUCAUCCCUCAUGAGCUUUUCUAUUACCCACACUACGAGGUGCCCCUGGCUGCGGUUUUGGAGGCCUACGCAGAAGGUGGGGAGGACAUGAAAACAGAAGAAGACACAGAUCUGGAAGAGCCGGAGGGUUAUUUGCAUGACCUGGGCUCCAGGGAGGAGGCAGCCCACAGCUUCCAGAGCAGCUGCACCUUCUCAUUGCCAGACAGGGGCCAGGCCAGUGUCAGCAGCCAUACCCCCCAUGUCAACAAGGUUGCUGCAGGGGUCAUACCAGCCUCAGAACCCCCUCCCCCAGGCCCCCAGGAGGACCACCAGCCAAAGGAGACCAAGGAGAGUGACCCCACGGAGAGCCAUCAGUCCCAAGAAUCCCCAAAGUCUGAAAACAUAGCAAACCCAUUAGAACAAAAGGUAUUGGAGGAGUCAACCAGCAGUAAAAAGAAGGAAAAAAGGAAACACAUGGACCAUGUAGAAAGUUCAUUAUUUGUAGCACCUGGGACUGUUCGGUCCUCAGAUGACCUAGAAGAAGACCCUGGCGACUACAAAGUCCCUUGCAGGACUAGCCACAGCGAUUCCAGCAUUUACAUUCGGCGACACAGUAAUAGGUCUUUGGAAUCGGACCAUUUUAGCUAUGUUCAAUUGAGGAAUGCAGCAGACCAGGAUGACAGAAGAAACCGAAUGUUAAACAGGUACAAUACUCAGAAGCUCACUGAGCUGAUUUUACAAUUUUAUGGAAUCAGAGCAGACACGAAGAGGGAAUGCAAACAUGCCAGGAUGUCUAUGAAAGCCACCAACUCUGGAGAAGCCGUGUCCCUGGGGAGCCAGAGCCUGCAGAGCGACUCCCUGACCCAGCUUGUCCAGCAGCCGGAUGUGAUGUAUUUCAUUCUGUUCCUCUGGCUCCUGGUUUACUGUCUGCUGCUCUUCCCACAGCUGGACUUCACCCGGCUCUGAUGCGUGUGUCUGGAGAAUAAAAAGACAGGACCCCAACCAGGCGUGGGGUCUUUUUACUUCAUUUUAUUUUCUGUUCAGGAUUGGGCCAUUUCUGCAGAUGGUUGAAGGCCUCUGAGAAAAUGUAGGGCCCGUCCCCUUGU